UUAUAUAAAGGCUGAAUUGAAAUCAUGCAAAGUACUGGACUUCACCAUGAGGAGACUUGUACUUGCUUUGGCUAUAGCCAUUGUGGCGGGUCAACAAUCCAACUUAGAACCAGAUUUUAGUGCAAGUAAGACAUACGUGUACAAAUAUGAAGGUUACCUUCUAGCUGGACUACAAGAGAAAGGGUUGGCAAAAGCUGGUCUGAAGUUGACCAGCAAAGUACACAUCAGUGGGAUUGCUCAAAAAACAUAUCUUCUAAAGAUUGUUGAUCCUCAGAUCAAUGAGUAUAAUGGAAUUUGGCCCAAAGAUCAAUUUGCUCCUAGUGAGAAAUUAACCAAGGCACUGGCUUCUCAGCUACAGAAACCCAUCAAAUUUGAAUACAGUAAUGGCCGUGUGGGAAACAUUUACUCUCCCGCCGAGGUAUCAGAAACUGUUACCAACAUCCAAAGAGGAAUCCUGAACCUCCUGCAACUCAACAUCAAGAAGACCCAGAAUGUGUACGAACUACAGGAGGUUGGAGUUCAAGGUGUCUGCCAAACAAGCUAUGUGAUUCAGGAAGACCAGAAGGCAAAUCACAUCAUUGUCACAAAAUCCAAGGACUUAAAUAACUGUGAGGACAGAAAAAAGAAGGACAUUGGUAUGGUUUAUGCACAGCACUGUGCCCGCUGUCAACAGAAUGGAAAGAACCUGCGAGGUGCCGCUACCUACACAUACAUGAUGAAACCCACUGACAAUGGGGCUCUGAUCACUCAAGUCAAUGCUCAGGAAAUACAUCAGUUCACACCCUUUAAUGAAAUGCAUGGAGCUGCUCAAAUGGAAGCAAGACAAAGUCUUAGUUUCCAAGAAAUCAGGAACAGCCCAGUUAAAGCAACUGAUUCUGAGUACGAAAAACGAGGUUCUCUGCAGUAUGAGUUUGCAUCUGAAAUUCUCCAGACACCUAUUCAACUCAUCAGGAAUAGUAACCCAGAGACAAAGAUAGUGGAGACCCUGCACCAUCUGGUCCAGAACAAUCAGGAGCAGGUCCACGCUGAUGCCCCAGCCAAGUUCCUUCAACUCACCCAAUUGUUGCGUUCAGCCAACCAUCAAAAUAUUGAGGCCAUCUGGAAGCAGUUUGAAAACAGAAAUGACUACAGACGCUGGAUCCUGGAUGCAGUUCCUGCAAUAGGAACACCCAGUGCACUGAAGUUCAUAAAGGAGAAAAUCCAGAAUAAGGACAUUACAGAGACAGAAGCAGCCCAGGCUCUACUCACAGCAAUGCACUUAAUGAAAGCUGACCAAGAUACCAUGCAAGUUGCAGCUGACAUCGUCACCUCUAGCCAUGUUCAGAAAUCACACAUUCUUCACAAAAUUGCUCUGCUUGCUUAUGGCUCCAUGGUUCACAAGUACUGUGCUAAAUUUCAGAGCUGCCCAGAGAAAACACUACAGCCUCUCCAUGACCUUGCUGCUGAUGCUGCUAGCAGAGCCCAUCAUGAAGACAUGGGCCUUGCCCUGAAGGCUUUGGGCAAUGCGGGACAGCCUUCUAGUAUCAAGCGCAUCCAGAAGUUCCUGCCAGGAUUUUCCUCUGGAGCUUCGCAGCUUCCAGUCAAAAUUCAAGCUGAUGCUGUGAUGGCUCUCAGGAACAUCGCCAAGAAGGAACCAGGAAAGGUUCAAGAAAUUGCUCUGCAGAUCUUUAUGGAGAAAAAAUUACAUCCUGAGGUCCGCAUGCUGGCUUGUGUCGUUCUAUUUGAAACCAGACCCCCUAUGGCACUGGUGGCAACGCUAGCUGAUGCCCUGCUAAAGGAGACCAGUUUGCAAGUGGCCAGUUUCACCUACUCCCACAUGAAGGCUCUCACCAGAAGCACUGCUCCAGACAUGCAACCAGUUGCUGCUGCCUGCAAUGUAGCUGUCAAACUUCUGAGCCGCAAACUGGAUAGACUGAGCUACCAAUACAGCAAGGCUAUUCACCUUGAUGCUUUCAAAACUGAACUGAUGGCCGGUGUAGCCGCUAAUGUCUUUGUGAUAAACAACGCAGCCAACAUCCUCCCCACAGCUGUGGUGUCCAAAGUCCGGGGAUAUAUGGUUGGAUCUGCAGCAGAUCUUCUAGAGGUUGGCCUCCGUGCUGAGGGACUUCAGGAGAUCCUUAAGAAACAUCAAGAGAAAGUCAGCAGCUCUCGAAGCACAAGCAAGAUCCAGCGCAUCCUUAAAACACUCUCCGGUUGGAAGUCCUUAUCGUCAAACAAACCUCUGGCAUCUGCCUAUGUCAAGGUAUUUGGACAAGAGGUAUCCUUCUCUGAGAUCGACAAGAAUGUCAUUGAGGACUUCGUUCAGACAAUGACUGGACCUUUAGAAAGACAGGAUGCUGUGAGAAGGGUGGUCAGGAGGCUUCAGGAUGGUGCUGCAGCACAGUGGUCCAAGCCCUUGCUGGCUGCAGAAGUGCGUCAAAUUGUACCCACUUGCGUUGGCUUUCCCAUGGAAAUAAGCCUGUACUCUGCUGCUGUGGCAGCGGCUGCUGCAAAUGUCCGAACACAGCUGUCACCUGCUCCAACUGGCAGUUUCCACAUCUCCCAGCUGCUGAAUUCCCACAUUCAGACACAAGUCAAACUCACCCCCAGUGUCUCCAUUCACACAGUUGCAGUGAUGGGCAUCAACACCCAUUUAAUUCAGGCUGGAGUGGAAUUACGUGCAAAAGCCCGCAUGGCAAUCCCAAUGAAGUUCACUGCGAGGAUCGACAUGAAGGAACAGAACUUCAAGUUAGAGGCUUUACCGUGUCAGCAGGAGGAAGAGCUUCUGUCCCUGAGGGCUCAAGCCUUUGCUGUUACAAGAAAUGUGGAAGAUUUAUCAGCUUCAAAGAUGACUCCAAUACUGCCAGACUCCACCGAUAUGAACAUUUUGAAACAGCGAUUCACUUCUAAAGAACAAGCGUCUAAUGAGCAUGCACAUGGCAUGUCCUCUGAGGUAUCAGCAGAAGAUAGUGUUUAUUCAGAUCAAGCGGGAUAUCAACAGGCAUCAGACACAUCUCAUCGAUCCUGUGCAAAAGCAACAAACUUUGGAGUUCAGUUGUGCUUCGAGGGAAAAACCAAGAACGCUGCAUUCAUUAGAAACUCUGCACUGUAUAAGGUUAUCGGAGAACACACAGCUAAAGUUGCUCUGAAACCAGAUCGGUCAAAGGAAUCCAUUGAAAAACUACAGAUUGAAAUUCAGGCAGGAGCAAAGGCAGCUUCUAAGAUAGUCAAACUAAUAUCCUUGAAGGCUAUGCCCAAUGAAGAGGAGACAGAGGAAGGUCCUCAAGGAAAAACAGUCCUGUUGAAACUGCACAAACUCCUGAAAACAGAAAAGGUGAGCAAAAGGAGAUCAGCUUAUAGAAAGGGAAACUAUACGUCAUCCAGCUCUCAAAGCAGCAGCUCCUCCUCCUCCUCCUCCUCCUCCUCCUCCUCCUCCUCCUCCAGCAGCUCAUCUUCCGAGGAUAGGCAGGAGAAAUGGCAGAAGCAGCACAAGAGACAAAAUCGAGACAAAGAUCAGGAUCAGCACCAUGGCAAUUAUCAGAAUGGGAGACAACAACACCAGCACAAGAACAGCAGCAGCAGCAGCAGUUCAUCCAGUGACAGUCACUCCAGAAGGCAGAGGCAGUCGAGAAAUAAAAGAGGCAGCAGUUCAAGCAGCAGCAGCGGGUCCUCUAGUCAAUCCAGCCAGCAACAGCAAAAGGGAAUUCCAGAGAUUUAUGCAUACAAGUUCCGGUCAGCUCACAUCCAUGAGCAUGGCCCCAGGAAGCUGUCAAACAGACAGUCAAGCAGCAGCAGCAGCAGCAGCAGCAGCAGCAGCAGCAGCGCUUCCAGGUUUGCAGCAGGAUCUCAACAGCAUGGCCCCAGGAAGCUGUCAGACAGACAGUCAAGCAGCAGCAGCAGCAGCAGCAGCAGCAGUGCCUCCAGCUUUGCAGCAGCAGCUCAACAGCCUAGGUUUCUUGGAGAUUUAAUGCCACCUGUACUGGCCAUCAUUGCUCAAGCCAUAAGGAGUGAUGGGAAACAGCAGGGCUACCAGAUUGCUAUCUAUAACGAUAACAGAGCAAGUAAACCCAGGGUUCAACUGAUGGCUGCUGAACUUAAAGAGAGAAGCAAAUGGCAAAUCUGUGCUGAUGGUGUCAAACUCAGCCACUAUAAAGCAAUGGCUGUGGUAGGAUGGGGAGAUGAAUGCCAGGGCUAUAAGAUAGCUGUUAAGGCAGUGACUGGGCAAUUGGCUAAUCAUCCAGCCAUGCAAAUUAAAGCAGAGUGGCGAAGGAUUCCUCGGCAAGCAAAACGAACCGCAGAGAGGUUGGCUGAAUAUGUACCAGGAGCUGCACUGCUGUUAGGAUUUUCUGAGAGCUGGCAUAAAAACCCAUCUAAGCAGAUCGCAAUAACAUUAGCAGCAACUUCCACAAGGACCAUUGAUGCUGUUAUAAAGACACCAAGGAUGACCAUUUUCAAAAGGGCUAUCCAAGUUCCUCUUGCACUGCCUGUUGGACAAAACUCCAACGAACAGCAAAAACAAGAAGGGUGGAACAUCCUUAGCUCCCUUCCCGAUAUGUUCACAGAUGCCUUUUCAGCUCAAUGCACGUCAGCAAACCACACAUUGACAACAUUCAAUGAUGUGAAAUUCAGGACUGAAAUGCCGAUAUCCUGCAAUCAAGUCCUUGCUCAAGAUUGUACCUCUGAUCUCAAGUUCAUUGUUCUAAUGAAGAAGGAUGAAACCACUGGAAAAGAAUCGAUUAAUGUGCAGCUUGGUGAUGUUAAUGUUGAUAUGCAUCCGGAUGAAAGCGGCAUGUGGCUCACGGUUAACGGCCUAAAAAUUCCAAUGAGCAACCUCCCAUACGUGGAUUCAGCAGGUUCAAUAACAAUCCAGCCGAUCGGGCCAGGGCUGUCUCUCAGCGCUCAAAGCCAUGGAAUCAGUGAAAUAUAUUUUGAUGGAAACACCUGGAAGGUUAAAGUUGCUUCCUGGAUGAAGGGAAAGACCUGUGGAAUCUGUGGUCGUGGAGAUGGAGAAAUGAAACAGGAAUAUCAGACACCAAAUGGAUAUGUGGCCGAGGACUAUAUGAGCUUUGCACAUUCGUGGAUCAUUCCAGGGGAGGGCUGCGGAACCAGUGAAAAAUGUAGACUGCAGCAUGAGUUUGUGAAACUAGAGAAGCAGGUGAUUCUCGAUGGACAGGACUCCAAGUGUUACUCAGUGGAGCCUGUGCUGCGCUGCCUGUCAGGGUGCUUCCCGCUCAGAACUACUCCUGUCACCGUUGGUUUCCAUUGCCUUCCAAAUGAAUCGUACGUGACCAGAACGGAUGGCAAGCUGAGCUUCUCAGAGAAGAGCGUGGACAUUAAAGACACUGUGGAUGCUCACGUAGCCUGCCGCUGCAGUGCUCAGUGUGCUUAACUCUAAUACAUUGAACGAUGUACUGUAUAUUUGCCUAAUCUAGACAUCAGUUCAAAUGUGUUAUGGUUUACCCAGCUGAUCAUUACUUUAGAUGUAUAGAAAUGCACCGG
Acipenser ruthenus (sterlet) is the source of this 5478-nucleotide messenger RNA. Its product is annotated as vitellogenin-like. Gene Ontology annotation, molecular function: lipid carrier activity. The transcript has 36 exons. Gene Ontology annotation, biological process: lipid transport. The record is from RefSeq and is a predicted model, not a curated record. The coding region runs from base 47 to 5368 and encodes 1773 amino acids. NCBI's taxonomy places the organism in Eukaryota, Metazoa, Chordata, Actinopteri, Acipenseriformes, Acipenseridae.